GUUGGAGCUGAGAAAAAAAUAUGAGAUGUAGGAGUAAGAAGAAGAAUAGAUUGAAUGGAAAGUUUUGGUUCCGUCAGACAACCCCUCUCUGUGUUGGGUGGUGUGUGUGUGUGUGUGUGUGUGUGUGUUGGGUGGUUAUAAGAAGGGGGCAACAUGAGCUGUUGACUUUUUUUUCUAAUUCUUAUGCACCACUCGCCUCUUUUGAGCUACGAAGCAUUUGGAAGGAAACCUUCCCCAUGGACAACAUGCACCCUUCUGCCAGGCAUUUUGCCGUCGCCUUCCUCCUGCUUGGACUAGUGUGUGUCUCCAGCCAGAAUAACAUCAUCACCUGGUGCACAGUAACAGAGGCAGAGGAGCAGAAAUGUCUGGAUAUGGCCGGGAAUGCCACAGCCAGGAACCUCCGUGGAAAGCUACAGUGCAUCAGGGGCCUGAGUCCCACCGACUGUAUGCUGAAAAUCAAGGAUGGAUCAGCGGACGCGGCCUCCAUGUACCCUGAUGAGAUCUACACCGCUGGGUUUUGCUACGGACUCGAACUGGCAGCUGGCGAGUCUUUCAAUGGAGAGGAUGGCAUAAACUACUACGUGGUUGCCCUGGCGAGGCGCUCCUCCAGUGACCUGUCUCUGCUGGAGAUGCACGAGCGCAGCUCCUGCCACCCUGGCAUACGCACCACGGUGGGCUGGACCGUGCCCAUCGGCUUCCUGGUCAACACCUCACAGAUCAGCGUGGACGAGCAGUGCAACUUUCCCCAUGCGGUGGGGGAUUUCUUCGGGUACAGCUGUGUCCCGGGAGUGAAGGAUCUGCAGCACGACCCCAAGGGGAACAACCCCAAGAACUUGUGCGAGGCCUGCAUCGGGGACGAGAACGACCGGCACAUCUGCGUCAACAACCCCCGGGAACGCCACUAUGGGGAAGCUGGGGCGCUCAGAUGUGUGGCAGAGAAUCUUGGGGACGUGGCCUUUGUCAAACACACUACAGUCUUUGAUAACAUGCAGGGCAGGAACCAGGAGUCUUGGGCGCUGGACUUGGAGCUGGAGGAUAUGAAGCUGCUGUGCCCUGAUGGCGGUGAGGCCUCACCGUUCGAGCACAAGCGCUGUCACCUGGCCGUGGUGCCCACCAACGCAGUGGUGGUGCGUGCGGAGGACAAGUGCCGCGUCUACAAGUUCCUGGAGCGCGUGCAGAACGCCUUUGGCAAUGCCACACAAGGUUUUUCUCUGUUCAGCUCGGUGGGUUAUGGAGCAGCAAACGUGCUCUUCAGCGACGCCACCAAGAAGCUGCUGCGGGUGGUGGGCAGCUACACGUCGUGGCUGGGGCCCACCUACACUACUGUGCUUCAGGCGUUUGAGUGCGAAGGGCUGUGUUGACUGAUCGAGGAGCUCUCAGAAACCUUCUCCGUCCCUCUCCAAUGACUACCACCACCUCCACCACCACCACCACCACCACCACACCCCCACCCGUCACUCCUCCGCCUCUUCCCCUCCACCCUGCUACUGCUGGUGCUGCCGCCAUCUCCGCUCCCCUCU
Molecule: messenger RNA, 1520 nt
Organism: Clupea harengus (Atlantic herring)
Lineage: Eukaryota; Metazoa; Chordata; Actinopteri; Clupeiformes; Clupeidae
Gene: otomp
Product: otolith matrix protein
Biological process (GO): iron ion transport
Cellular component (GO): plasma membrane; early endosome; recycling endosome
Source: RefSeq, a predicted model, not a curated record